CAUCUAGGUAACCGGCGCCUGCGCAGAGGCCCCGGAGCGGAGCCUCGGGCUGGGACUCUGCCUUGCGCGCUCUGUCCCUGUGGCUUUGCUCGGAUCCGACGGCCGGUUCCACCAUGAACCGGUGCGCCGAGGCGGCAGCAGUGGCGGCCACCGUGCCGGGCGCCGGGGAGGCGGGGCUGCGGCCACCCAUGGUGCCCCGCCAGGCGUCCUUCUUCCCGCCGCCAGUGCCCAACCCCUUCGUGCAGCAAACGCGGAUCGGCGCGGCGAGGCGGAUCCAGAUUUGCAUUCUUGGAAUUAUCCUACUUCCACUUCGUGUCUUACUAGUGGGGAUAAUUCUGUUGCUGGCCUGGCCAUUUGCUGCGAUUGCAACAGUGUGCUGUCCUGAGAAGCUGACCCACCCAAUGACUGGUUGGAGGAGGAAAAUUGCUCAGCGAGCUUUGAAGUUUCUGGGUCAUGCCAUGUUCUUCUCGAUGGGAUUUGUAGUUUCUGUGAAAGGAAGGAUUGCGAGUCCUUUGGAAGCGCCCAUUUUUGUCGUGGCCCCUCAUUCAACAUUCUUCGACGGCAUCGCUUGUGUUGUAGCUGGGUUACCGUCUUUGGUGUCUCGAAAUGAGAAUGCACAGACCCCUCUGGUUGGCAGACUGUUACGGGCUGUGCAGCCAGUGUUGGUAUCUCGUGUGGAUCCGGAUUCCAGAAAAAACACAAUCAACGAAAUAAGAAAACGAGCAACAUCAGAAGGGCAGUGGCCCCAGAUACUAGUUUUCCCAGAAGGCACUUGUACUAAUCGUUCCUGUUUGAUUACUUUUAAACCAGGUGAGAUAAAUUAAAUUACGUAUUGUAACAAAGUAGUGUGGAAGAUUUCUCAAACCUUGGAUAGUAGUAGAAACAGCAACUCUUUAUUUUGCUCUGAGAAUUUCUUCUUUUUGUAUAAAAAGUGUUUAAUCCACAAAACAAUUUUGCUUUCUCUUUGCGUAUCAUUACCCUUUCUUCCUGGUAGAGUCCCCUGCACCUUGU
Molecule: messenger RNA, 1011 nt
Organism: Oryctolagus cuniculus (rabbit)
Lineage: Eukaryota; Metazoa; Chordata; Mammalia; Lagomorpha; Leporidae
Source: RefSeq, a predicted model, not a curated record